AUGUGGAUUCGAUCGUCUUUCCUCGGACCUCUGGCUCUUGUAGCCCUGGCCAACGCGCUGCCACAGCCCGAGACAGACCUUGUCCGCGGUGCUCUUGCGGCUGUCUCCUGUGCGUCUACAUUUGCCUCUGGCAAAUACCCAACGUGGCAACAACUUCCGAUCCAGACCACGCUACCAGACCCCUUUCUCCCACUCUCAAAAACGACAACGGACUCCGGUAACUCGGCAAGUGACAUCAUGUCUGGUAAAGCAGCAGGACGUAUUGCGUCUAAAGAGGAGUGGAUACAAUGCAGGCAGCCAGAGAUUUUGAAUAUGUUGCAGGAAUACCAGUACGGGUACUAUCCAGACCAUUCUCAGGAGACGGUCAAGGCAACGCGGAGCGGUACAACCGUCAGCAUCGAGGUCACGGCAGGCGGGAAGACAGGGAAGUUCAGGGCGACAGUGGCAUUGCCGGGUGGUGCGAGCACGAGCGCCAAAGUUCCCGUGGUGAUCAAUAUUGGAGGCAUGCAGAACCAACCAUACCUUCAGGCUGGUAUAGCCGUGGUUGGUUUCGACUACACAAGCGUGGCUGCUGACAGUAACUCCAAGACCGGUGCUUUUUGGGAUAUUUACAAGGGCCGAGACAUUGGCGUUCUCACGGCGUGGGGAUGGGGAUUCCAUCGGACGCUCGAUGCGCUCAACAUGACAGUGCCCGAGAUCGACCCGACGAAAGUAGGCGUGACCGGUUGUUCGCGACUCGGCAAGGGUGCUCUCGCCGCUGGGUUGUUCGAUACUCGCAUCACGCUGACCAUGCCUAUGUCGUCCGGUGUGCAGGGCGUGGGUCCCUACAGGUACCACGCCAUGUCAGGCCAAGAUGAGACCCUCGAAAACUCGAAGUCGGGCGCAGGGUGGUGGAGUGAUUCCACGCUGGGAACAUUCGUCAACCACGCAGAAAACCUACCAUACGACGCGCAUACUAUCGCCGCAGCCCUGGCCCCAAGAGCACUGAUAAUCGACCAAGGCCAGGGAGAUCAGUUCACAAACUCCAAAGCGACAGCGAUCGUCGUCUACCCGGCCGCAAAGGCGGUCUACGACUGGCUCGGAGCUGGCGACCAGAUUGGUAUGGGGAUUCGAAGUGGUGGACACUGUGACAUGAGCGGCUUUACUAAUAUCCUACCGUUCGUCCAGAAGAUUCUGCAGGGCAAGAACACAACGCGCGACUACAAUAAUCUGAGCCCAUGGGCUGCAAUGCCAACGACAUAUCCUUGGGCAACUAAUAUUCCAAAGGCGUGA
Molecule: messenger RNA, 1272 nt
Organism: Neoarthrinium moseri
Lineage: Eukaryota; Fungi; Ascomycota; Sordariomycetes; Amphisphaeriales; Apiosporaceae
Exons: 3
Coding region: 1-1272 (423 amino acids)
Source: RefSeq, a predicted model, not a curated record